Molecule: messenger RNA, 8943 nt
Organism: Lagopus muta (rock ptarmigan)
Lineage: Eukaryota; Metazoa; Chordata; Aves; Galliformes; Phasianidae
Gene: TTC3
Product: tetratricopeptide repeat domain 3
Exons: 32
Coding region: 2990-7825 (1611 amino acids)
Molecular function (GO): protein binding
Source: RefSeq, a predicted model, not a curated record
GUUUAUCAAGUCUGGGUCAGUUCUUCCUUCACUGCUGUUGUUAUUAAUAAGCAAGUUUAUAUAGUGCCAUUUUCACAACAAUAAGCUAUUGUGUUGGUUUUGUUUUCCUGUUAGGUGCAUUUACUUAGUUACUCCUAUUUCUAUGUCUUACUUCCUUUCCUCUUUUGUGGUUUCAGUCUGAUUUAUACAGAUGAUCUGGGAAUUUAAAGUGAAACUGAAAAGUAAAAUGCUGAGUCAGAGGCUGGAAAUAACUUUCCUUGUUUUAAGAUUGUUUUUGGAUCUAAAAGGAAUUAAAAUUAAGAGAAAGAUGUGUUAUUGUUUUAGUAUUCAUAAUUUGUUUAUGAUUACUAAAAGCUCCAUAUCGUCUUCAAGAAAAUAAUCUUGCAGUUAGAGAGAGAGGAUAUUACAAACUAUUUGACAGAAUGUUUUUCUAUGAGCUUCAAGAAGAGGAAGCUGGUAUGUUUUAUUGUUCGUGUGUUUCUUUAAAUUAAAAGAACACUUUUGUAGAAGGACAUCCUAACCCCAAAUAUAUCACAGUCCUGGAAUUACCUUCCCAUGGUGAGCGUGUUCGUUUUAAGCAGGAGCAGCUCUCAUCUUCAAAGUGAAUUCUCCUGAGCUUUGCCUGCUUUUAUCAUCUGGUGAACCUAUUUGAAUUAAAAAUGCCUAAGAGACUUGUCUGACAUCCAGAAAUUAUUGUUAGUUAUAAGGUUUAUGUAGAAUAUUUUUUGUCUUACUGGACCCAGGUGCGUGUCUGUGUUGUAUUCCCUCCAUUGAUCUCUGUUGCAGUGGGUCCUUCUAUAGUUCUGACCAGGGAGAAGUCUGCAGGUUGAUGAAGUGCUCAGUUGUGCUCUUCUGUAGACCUCACAUGCUUGAAUACUUAGCUGAACAGAUGCCAAAGUAUGAAGCAUCUCAAAAAUUGAUCUUAGGAAACCAAUAAAGAUAUAUUACAAAAUAUUAUUUAAAAACCAGUAGUAGGAAAAAAUAAUCCGGAUUUAUACACUUUGGAUGUAUGCAAAUAUCUUGAAGUACUAAUUAAUUUAUAAUGAAAUAGAAAACGUAGAAAGAUUUCAAAGAAAAAGUCAAGGCUAAUUUGUUGAGAGGUUGUUAAGUGGUAGUGUCAGGAAAGUGGAUUUAUUAGCUGGUGUGCAAUGAGCCUAUCCACACAUGCUCAGGGGGGAUGCUGCUUUUUUAUGGGGGAUUGAGCACUGCUGGAAGUUCUCACAAAUCAAGCACUGCAUUUAUGAAUUGAAUUCCCAAAUACAUAUCUAAUACAGAAGAAAAACCUACUACCUUCGUAAGGUUAAACAAUCCAUACUCUGUCAUCUGUUGGCUACUUUCCUGGCUGUCUGUGCUUCUGUGGGGUUAUUUUGUGGGUAUUCAGCAACCCUGAUGGUUGUUUGGGGAAUGUUCCUCUUUUUUUUUUUUUUUUUUUUUUUUUUUAAUCUGAUCUGGUCAUGUAAGAACAAGCUGAAAAGUUUUCCAAUUCCCAGUUCUCCAAGUGGAGCCAAUUCUCCUUGAUUAAUCAGAUAACAUUGCUGGCUAGGACAUGUUGCUGUAGUAGAAUCAGAAGAUCCUCUGUUUGUGUUGAUUAAGCACAGACAGUACCCCCCUGUUUUCCUAGAGAAGAUUAUGUCCAUUACCUGUAUUUUCCCAUUUGAAAGUUUCUAAAUAUCUAACAUAAUGUGGGUAGCAUUAUUAAAGGAGAGAAUAGCGUACACUCCCAGGAUCUAAAGCACACAGAUUUUAUACAUUGUAACAGGUGAAUAUUCAUACAGUUUCCAUGAGGUGCCCACCUGUUCCUAGAAUUGCUGUACAUAUUAAAAUCUAAUUAAAAUCUAAGGUGACAGGAUGAGGAGAAAUGGCCUCAAGUUGUGCCAGGGUAAGUUUAGGUUGGAUAUCAGGAAAAACUUCUUUACAGAAAGGGUUGUAAAUCACUGGAAUAGGCUCCCCAGGGAGGUGGUUGAGUCACCAUCCCUGGAUGUGUUUAAAAACCGUUUGGAUGUGGUGCUCAGGGACAUGAUUUAGUGGAGGGCUGUUAGAGUUAGGGUAGGAUGGUUAGGUCAUGGUUGGACUCGGUGAUCUUCAAGGUCUUUUCCAAUCUGAGCAAUUCUAUGAUUAAUGCUUCAAACGUGCUGUGUUAGUAUGGAUUUUUGGUGAGGGGGUCUUUGGUGGUCCUGAGGUUGCAUGGGGAGGUGUUAUCCAGGCAAAAGAUUGUGUGCUAGGCCAGAUCCCAUAGAUGGUCAGGAACUUAUUUACAAAAAAACAAGUCUGUUAACUAGGUUUCUGAUUAGCAGUUUAACCUUGUUAGGCUGCCUGUACUAUCAAUUUUCAGUUGAUAAUACAGCGUACCUCCUCGAGGCUUGUGGAAUGUUGAGAAUCUGCUGUUAGGCUCCAGAUGUCCCAUUUAUCUAGGAAGGAAAAAAAAAAAAAAAAAAAGUCAGUUUGCUGAGGAGCUUGAAUUAAUUGCUGAAGGCCCUGAAUUUAUUUCCAGGUAUCAGUGUUAACAAGAAAAAUAUGAGAUGUACUGUGGCCACAAGGAUUUUUGAACAAGUCUGAAGCAACUGACAAGUAAAAUGCCUGGGUUCAUUUCUUCGUGAACGAGAAGAAUAACUCAUUUUAGAGAGGUUAAGGAAGAAAGAGGGAUAAUGAAAGAGUGAAUGCAGGGAGAGAACUGCAAAUUCUUCCAAGCUGAAGAGAUUGUAGGAUUAUGAAAUGUGUUGAAGUCGUUGGGGGGGAAAAAAAAAACCCCGUGAGUGAUUCCCUACUUAUUCUUUCUAUUCUUGCUUCCUCCUCCCCCCUGCUACUCAUUAUGUCAGUACUGAUGUAGAAGGAAACAUUUGUUUUGGCUUUGAUGUGAAAGGAGGAGUUAUGCAUUGAAUGACUAGCUGAUACAUGUUUAGUGUGGGUGGGGAAGAACAACUUUCUUUUUCGUAUUCUUUGUUUGCAGAAAGGCUUGUGACUUGCAGGAGGUUUCAUGUAAAGGAACUUUAUGCCACUGUAUCUUAUUUUAACAGUACUGUCCUUUUUCGUUACGGUUUUUGUUUGCAUGUACUAUUUUUUUGAGCAUGUGUAUAGUUCUGUUAAAUAUAUUUGUUUGUCCCUAAUGAGAAUCUCUAUGAAGAGCAGCGCAACCUGUAGUGAUACUUUAAAAUGUUGGUGGGGACAAAGUCACCAAUACAAAGGAAGGUCGAAGAACAAACCUGGUGAACCUGAGAAGAAACAGGAUCACCUUGAUUUGAAGAUAGAGUCUAAAACCAUCCAAGAUAAACUCUUCUGUACUGUGCACCAGGUGGAUUCAGCUAUGUUGCUUGAAGUGGUUAAAUCCCUCAUUCAUGAUGGUUAUACAGCCUUGAUGGACCAGAGGUGUCACAGUGCUGAACAGAUGUUCUCACAAUUGUUGAAUAUUAUUGAUCCUUCAGAAUUAAAGCAAUUGAAUCUUCGUAUUAUUAAUUAUGUUGUAAUCAUCUAUGGACAUGCCACUUCUCUUCUUGGAAUAGGACAGCCUGAGGCAUUGAUGAAGGCUGAAGACCAGUUUAAAAGAAUAAUUGUACAUUACCAGGAAGAAAGAUUUGAUUGUCUGGCAUACUACGGAAUUGGAAAAGUAUACCUCAGACAAAACCGAUUUUCAGAUGCGCUCAAUCAGUUUAUGAAAUCACAAACCAUGAUUAAUCGUAAGAUUGUACCUGGAGUAUUAACUUGGCCCACGACAUCUCAGGUGAUUGAAGAAACACGAACAGAGAAUUUACAGUUGUUCUUAAAGAAUUGCAUUGAGGAAUGCAAGUUCCCUCCAGAACCAGAUGCAGUUUGUCGCUAUCAGCAUUGCCGUGGCAACUCCAAAAUCCAAAUAUUUUUUACAGAUCCAGACUUCAAGGGUUUUAUACGUAUUACUUGCUGUCAGCGGUGUAGAGUGGAGUUUCAUACCAGCUGUUGGAAAAAGUUGAAAACUGCAAACUACAGUGAUAAGAAUGACAAGGAUUUUCUUCAAGAAUUAUGUUUCACUCCUGACUGUACAGGCCUUAUUUCAAAAAUAGUUAUUUUCAGUUCUUCUGGUUUGGUGAAAUGUGAAUUUGAACAAAAGAUCAGUAAACCCAAGGAACCACCAAGAGCCAUCAUUAAACAGAAAUGUUCAAGUUUCAGGAAGUUAAAAAGGAAAGAAGAAAAAAAAAUACGAAGAAAACGUGCACGGGAAGAUGCACUGAAUUCUUCUAAACAGAAAAUAGAAGAAAAUCAGAUGCGAAAUGAACAGCCUCAGUACCGUAAUCGCAGUGAUUAUGCAGGUUAUGCUGGUGAUCAAGUCCUGCAGCGUAUCAUUCAAAACGCAGAGCAGAUAAAAACAGCUGUUCGUGAUGCCUCCAAACUGUUAAAGGAAUUACUUUCCUGGUUUGUAAUCAGUGAAGAGGCUUACGCAUCAUAUUGCAAAACUAGCAGCAAGUCGCAUGUUGUGGUGGAGCAGCUCAUCAGUUACUUGGUUCAGGAAGAAAACAGAGUGAAAACAAGGGGUUUUAUCCGUGUCCUGAGUGAGCUGGAGGAAGUGGAUCCCAAAUUACAGAGGUGGAUGAAACACCUUAAUGAUUUGGGGUUUACAGCUACAGUGAACUUUAUCCUUCAGUAUGGACAGUUUUUAAAACAACUUGACUUUUCUAUUUUAUCUGCACUCUGGAAUGAGAAGUACGGUAGUAAAUUUGACUAUGUGUCAAAUAGUUCUGAAAGCAAAGAAAUUCUUGACUAUUUUUUAAAACCACCUCUAGAAAAAGUUCGUUGUUUUAUAUGGCUGUUAGAAGACAACAGAGAAAAUUUUCCAUCUCUUCAUCAAGCUUUAGAUGAAUUCUUUAAUAAAACAGACAACCCUACCAUCAUAUUAAAGAAGCAGGGAAAUGAAGAUAUAUUGACAAAUGGUAUCAAAGGUAAAAACAAAAGCAGAAAGAAGAACUAUAAGGACUCACGGUCUGUUUUAGUAUUAUCCAGUGGAGUUAGUACAGCACCACAAGAAGAAAAUACGUUUAUAGAAGAAAAUGCAUUAGGUUUUACAUAUUAUGAACCAUGUAUAAUCCCAGAAUAUCUUCGGGGGCAACUAGAGGAAUUUGAAGCUGUAUAUGACAUUUCAAACAGUAACAACUGUCAGAGACUGGAUGCUAAUCUAAAUCAAACCUGUGAAAGUUUAUAUGACUAUUUCUCUCAGAUAUUGGAAGAGCAUGGCCCCAUGGAAUUAAAUAAUAAGUUGCUAGUUGGGGAAUAUGAACAUUUCCCUGAAGAAGCUCGAAAGAUUGUUGAAGAUGAGGGUGGUUUGAAAUCUUUUCUUCUGAAAUCCCAUCGUUUCGUUAUGGUGGAUAAUUUUAUAAGCCUAAGGCAUGAUAUUAAAGAAAAUAAAAACAGAGAUGAGACUGAAAAUAAUGAAGAAGGAAAUUAUAUUGUCUGUGAUGCGCAAGAAAAUUCUUUCCAGAACAAGAUACAGUUAAAUCCAGCUGCUAAGGAAUUCAAACCACUGUUUUAUCCUGAGCAACCUCAUAUAUCAACAUCUACUGACAUACCGUUAGAAAGCUGUGAGACUCCACAAUAUUUGCCCUAUUCUUUGCCUACUUCAUGGCAAUCAGUGCUUAGUCAGGAUAUUGAUCCUGUUGAAAAUAUGCCUUAUUUUUCAAAAGUUUUAUUUUAUCGAGAUUUUCAGAAUCAAAGCAGAUUUUUGCCACAGACUUCCUGGGGUUAUCAGUGUGAAAGAACAUCGCCAGUGACUUCUCCAGUGCCUCUCCUGUCAAAUGUUGCCAAGCAACCUGGGUAUAUUUAUGCUGAUGGUGUUACUCAUCAGGAUAAUGAUGAAUUAGCAACUUCAGACAGAAAAUAUGUCAGCAGCAGCUUUAUACCAGCUGAAAUAGAAACGUUCAGAGACCCUCCGUGCCUGGUGGAAAACUCCGAUAGCACAUUUUAUGAAGACAGUUUUGCUGUUGCAAAUAGUACAAAUGAAGCUGAGCGUGAUACACAGGUGAUUAAGAAGGAAAAAGAAAGCAGAGGUAUACCUGUAAUGAAAAACAAUCCACAUACAAGGAUGGUAGCUGUUCAGGUGAAUAAUGAAGUAACUGAUAGGGAAACUAAUACUUUGCCUUUUCAUCCAUUUGAGAAGCAACAAGGAGAUAUUCUACGUAUGGAAAAAGAGCAUCAAGUAUUAAAAGAACAACUUAAAGAAGCACAGGAAAAAUACGAACAAUUACAAAACCGGAGCUCAGAAGAAAUCAGUGUUUUAGAAGAGCUGAUAAAGAAGACUGUUCAAGAGAGAGGGAUAUUUAAGAAAGAAGUGGAGUGGCUUCAUCAAGCUUUAGAAAUAAAAGUAAAAAAAUGGCAACAGGAGAAAAAGGAAAGUCAAGAGAACUUAAAAGCAAUGAGGAACACAGCCAAAAAGCAUGUGGAUACCAAUGAUAGGUAUUCAAAGACCAUUGAUGAGAAGGAGAAGCAGUAUAACACAUGUUUGAAUACAUAUCUUGAGACCAGUAAUAAAUUUGCUAAUAAGAAAGUAAAACUGGAAGAACUUAUUAAGAAGAGUCAAGAUGACUUCAAGGAGCAUGAGAAAAGAGCUGUUAAAGCAGAGGUAUCAGUACUCAAAAACUGGAAAGAAAGUGAAUUAUACAAACUGAAUGGUAUAGUUUCCAAAGCAGAAGCAAAUCUCAAGAUGUUGAAGUCACUAAGCAGCAGCUCAGCUUCAUCACUUCCUGACUUAAAGUCACAGAUUAAUUAUUGGGAAGUAUUUAUUUCAAAUAUAAAGAAACAAAUGGAGAAAGUAAAGGUUGGGUAUGAAGAAAAAAUUGAGAAGGUGAAAAAUGGUGUUCGAAACUGCCUCACCAAAAUAGAAACUGUGGAUCUUUCAUCUCUUCCCAGUGUCUUAAGAAAGCAAAGCAAACCUGCUGUCGGUGAUCCAGCCCUUGUCCCGUACUCUUCUGCAUCUGCACACCCUAAUUUACUUCCUGCAGUUUCAAGCUCUGAAGAUCAAGGUCCAACAACUGCUUCACUUAAUACCCAGGCUGGAGUGAAGCCUGCAAAUGCAAAUUCUAAGGUUUGCUCUGCAAGUGAUGGAUCAGUGAAAACAAACACCAAAGCUUGGAUGGGAUCAUAUGCUGAUAAAGUUUCGCUAACUUCUAUGUCAAAGUUUUCAGGAAUCAAUACUCAGAACAUACAGCCAAACCAAACCGACCAAGACGAUUCAGCUACACAGAUGAAGCCCUCUUCAAACAACACAUCUGAAAAUAUUAUUGCUCAUCUACAAACUAUAUUUCCGGGCUACAGCAGUUCAGAGUUUGCGAGGUUCAUAAAAGAUGUACAAAGAAGAAGUGGAAAUACAUUAAGUUUGAGCUCCACUGAAAUUCUAAGCAGAGUGACAGAUCUCAUUCUGGACCAGCAAAAUGAGGCAUCAACUUCUGUAGGGAGACCUCUGAAGUCAACAUCAUCUGCUUCUGCAGGACAGACAGGAACUCAGAGUCAAGUAGCAGCUGCAGAAGGAAAUGUUUCCAGUGCACCCCAAGCAAGGCCUGCACACAAAAGCACCUCAAGUAAAAACAUGCUGCCAUCUCAGCCAAAUCUCCAGCCGUGGGGGAAUGCUGGAGCAACACCAAAAGCUAAAUGGAAAAAACUAGACUAUAUACCUUCCAGCGAUGAUCCAUGCAUCAUAUGCCAUGAUGAGUUAAGCAGAGACUCAUGUGAACUGGAAUGUGGGCAUCAUUUUCACAGAGAAUGCAUUAGAAAAUGGCUUAAGGAACAUUCGAGUACCUGCCCUAUCUGUCGCAUCCACGUUCUGUUACCUGAAGACUUUCCUGAGCUCCCUGCACGCAACAAACAUGCCUAAACCUUGUUUUGUGACACUCAUUAAGAUGUGGAGUGGCUGCAGAUAAAUAACCAUCCCAACAUGGCGUGGAGACAUGAUGCCUAAGAUGAGGUGGAACCCUGGUUUUAGUGGAAAUGAUAGCAGAAUUUGUUGUAAUGCAGUAUUUAACACUGAGCUGUAAGACACAGGUAUUGCUGUGGCACUUACUGAAUGAAGACAGCGUACUCCUUAAAUCAGUGCUUCUCCUGGUUGCUGCCUUCAUGUACCUCAUGUAGUUCUGAGGCCAGGACCAUGCUGGUGGGGUUCUUGCUUAGGGGAGUUUCAGUCCUUAAUCUGUUUUUCUCAAAGGCUGCUUCUGUAUGUGCACAGUACCUCUAAAAAGGGGGUUUUCUUUAGAGCUGAUACUACACCGAAAAUAAAUAAAGGUGGGUCGAACAAUAGACUGGCAGAAUUUGGAAUAACCAAGCCAUCACCUUCCCUGUAUAAACAAUUGCAGGAUUCCAAUUGAGUUUCUUUAGAUCAUUAUGAAUAUCAUUCGUGUAAUUGCAAGCCUUUUCUCCAUGUAAAUCUGGAACUGAUAAUUCAAAUUGUUUAAAUGAUAACUCUUAGCUAUACUUUGAAGCACUAAAUAUUCUGAGUAUUCUUCUGUUCAUACAUUGAUUUUAGAAUACUGUGAUUCAAUUCUGUAAUGUAAAAAUACCUUAAAUUUCUCUCCUUGAUGGGCUGAUCUGUUUGAAUUGGCACUAAAGGAUUUUUAUUCUUGGUGAAGCAAUAUAAUGCAGCGUUCUGUGCACAAAUGCCAGUUUAUCAGCAGUGUGAGGUACAUGGUACAACCAGCUGAAGGAGUGGCUGUCCUACUGCUUGAGAAGUCUGAGCGUGCCAUGAGUGCCUUCUGCCUUGUAAAAUUUGUUUCAGACAGCCAGAGAUCCAGGUAUGCCGCAUGGUGUAAACACCCUCAAAAUGUGGUGAGUCUGACCAUUGUUUGGGCACAAGCCGUGUUCAGCUAUUUAGGUUAUGGCUUAAUGGAUCGUUUGUUUCCCCAGGUCAGUAAGUAUACAGUUGAAGUUUCAAAGCAUCCUUUGAUAAGUCAGUAUGUUUAGUGAAACUUGGGUCAAAAAUAAAAUUACUUCUGUAGCCUC